CCAAUCCCAGACAAGCCGACGAGCUUUUUAUGCCCGUCUGCACGCAAUGGCUGGAUUAGGAUUGCCGAAAUUUAGUAGAAAUGCAAACACCGUCCCGAGUCCGGGUGAUCUGAGUGACGUGGAACGACUCGAAGACUUCCCAGAAGCUGACUUCAGAGGCAUGACGCUUUCUCUUAGCCAGGAAACGACUGAGGCCGUUUCCCCGAUACAACCGUCGGCGGAUCAGCACGGCGUCGAUGUAUCGUGCCUGGGUUCCACUCGCUGCCGAGCAGAUGCAGGUAGUUUGGAUGGGAAUUCCGGGAGCACUGCCGAAAAUGCGUCCACUGCGUCGACGUCAAGCAUUGUGCGGCAGUUCUCUCGGGAGCUGUCAGAGGAGGAGACAAAGGAGUACUUCUCAGUACGGGAAGGCGCCGUGGAGAAAGCGGCAGAGCAGUGCAGUCCGGUGCUUAUGAAACACCUCGACGGUGAACUCAGGGGUGUCUGGCUGCUGACAGAGAUUGACCACUGGGACACGGAGAAAGAGCGGCUCCUGUUCCUGACCGACUACAGCCUGAUCGUGCUCAAGUAUGACUUCAUCACCCUCAAGCUGCUCGAGUACCGGCGGCUGCACCUCAAGACAUUUGACGUGGUGCAAGUGGGCCUACUGACCUACCCAAACAAGUCGUUCAUGCCGAAGCUCAGUUCCGUGAUGGACACAGUCCGCAAUCGGCUGGUGUCCCCGAGGCGUCGGGGUGGCAGUGGCUUGCCCCAUGCUGCUGCGCCCCCUGGCCAAGACGUGCUCGCAGGCUGUGGCGAUUUCGAGGCAGAGGAGGCCACGCCACUCUUUCCUGCUGCCUCUGCUCUCUCCUCCUCUUCUUCUCCUAACAGUCCUCGCAACCAGGAAGGAGUCCGUUGCAUGUGGGACCAGGGCACCCAGCUGCCUGUCCUUAAGGACUGGAACCCAUGGUGCCGCGAGAUCCCCUGGGUGACAUUCACAUCGCAUCACCUGCGGACCACCCCGGUGGGCAGCUCCCACCACGAUGUGGGCCUCUUUUCGCGUGCCCUGGUCGAGGCAGUGACGCAGCUGGACGCUGCGCAGGCUCCACCUGCGUCACUGGUGCGCUGCACCCCGUGCCGCGUCCUGUACGAGCCUAUUGUCGUGUGCAGCUACCUGGGCGUGGCCGCGGCCUUCCGCAACACCACCCAACUGGGCUUCUUCAAGGCGCGUGGCAAGGUCAGCUUCUGAGCUCUGCGCUUUUGUUGCUCUGCCGUCUCCUGCUCUGGUCACAUUGCUGGCGGAGCAGCACAAGCGCCAUCGACGGAGGGAAUGACCGGGUGGACAUAGGCUGCCGAGUGAGUGAGCAGAACUAUGUCUGUGUGCAGAAUGCCACAGGGUGUGGAGCAGCCCAACGAAACUGAGCAUAUAAAUUAGGCCUCGAGUGGCGGGUGGUUGACUGAAAAACUGUGCAGUGAAAGCAAAUGACUGGCUUGAUGUAAACUGUUGAUGGUGAAACAGAAACUCCGCAUUCAGGCAGUCGGAAUGCAGGGAACUUGAGACAGAAUUGGGAGUUACAUUGGUGGCGGCAGUAUGGAAGAACAAAUGAAGACCAGGUGGCAUGACAGGUGCCACCCAGCGGUUUAGGCCCCAAAACUUUUUCUUUACUACGUCAUGUACAUGAGUUGACACGAACCGAUGAUAUACGCAUGUCAUGUAUGCCCCGGGGUUGCCAACAAUAUGCGAGUAGGCAGGCGGAUCUGGUUGUGAUUGCCGGCCAGUGCGGGGUAGCACUGGGCUUCGAUUACUUGUCGCUUUUGAAUGCUGUCUUUUGUGGAGAGGAUUGGAUCAGACAGCGGGGACCAUGAGAAAAAAAAAACGCAAGAAGUGAUGAGCGUUGUCUUGAAGUUAAUCGGAACCAUCAUUCCACACAGAAAGGGGCUGUAUGCAUUUUUGCUGGACCCUGUGCCGACUGCUCUCCGCAUUCAUGUAUGUUCAAUUUAGCAUGGGGACGUGUCGGGGGUGAUCCACCACGUCCAGGAGAUGUGCCAGCGAUGACCAAAUGCAGCUUCAAGCAGCGUUUGUUGAGAAUUCAGGGAGGCGAUGGCAAUCAGUAAAGCUGUGUUUGCCGAGUGGGCAGAGGCUGUUCACAUUACGAGCCUCUAGAAUGUGUCUUUCUUGUUAUUGCUUGGGUGGGAACUGCUGUGAACCCUGCUUAUGCUUUCCACUCUGAAGCAUUUUGGAUUCCUUAUCCUCACAUUUGAGGUUUUGUGAAUUUGGCUGGUGGGCUAGGGGAAUGGUUUGUAACGUGACUGGUGGAGGUGUGCAACACCAAAGUGUAAGUUACACGGCUGUGCUCAUUGUGGAGCCCUUGAUUGAGUUGCACUAGAGCUUUUGCUGUGCCAUGUGCAAGUGUUCGAGACACCGUAUUGUUUGUUCUCUGGGCUGUGCCUGUGUACAGGCUUUGUUAGCAUGAAACAUUCCGAAUGAGAGCACACAACAAAGGCACGUUUAAGUCAUCGACAUAGUGGAAGAGCGGGCAGGCAUCUUAUGCUGCAUGUUGUCAUGUUGAAAAGGCUGCCCUCAUGCCAUGUCCUUAGCCCUGAAGUUGUGUCUGUGACGAGCACUGCAGUAUGCAGCGCAGCAUAAAGAUGCCAACAGCGGUGUCUGCAGACUGAGAGAGGCAGCUCAUAAGCCAGGCUGCUGUCGUUGCUCUCUGUGGCUAGUGGGUUAUGUAUGUAUAGAGAAACCAUUUGUCUAAGAUUUGCGCUUGCUUUUGAAAUGCGUUCGAUAUGGUGGCAUGGACACCACAGUGUUGAUUCUUGGCCAUUGUCGAUGUGAUGCCUGAAGUGGCAGUGCCUGAUGAUGUCAGCAGGGGCAGCCAUCAAUGUCAUGCCGGUGUUGUGGGUACGUAUCGCGGUAGUCGUAAUUCUAAUUGUUCAGUCACAUGCUAACUGUCUCUGUGAACAUCUUGCAUAGCAACGCCCGCAAGCAUGUGCACACGAUAGAGGCUGUGAGAAAAGUGCGUUUUCCUUUCGGUGUCACUGUGCAACCUGAAUUUUGGAGGUGUAUUGUGGUGACAGUACUUAAGUGUAGUAAAAUUUGGUUGCCUGCUCAUUUGUGGCUGUUGUAAUCCACAAGCUUUCGUUGGUGUUAUAUGUCUAUUAACUAACUGCUUGUAAGUUGUUUCUCCUGCUCUAUUUAAUGUCUGAUCCCUGAACCUGGAUGACUGUGAAACUGACGUUGACAGAAAGGCUUGCAUUUCAAGUUUCACUUUGUUGUCAUGCCUCUUUCUUUGCUUCUCCAGCCUGUGUGCAGACACAGUAGAAUAUGGGAUUCGGCCUUCAGUGAAAAAGUGCAUUACUAAUGGUACAUUUGACUAGUCACUUUCGAGCAUUUCGUGGUGUGGUUUACAUUCGGCUAGUUGAAGUCGAGCACUCAGAACACAUUCACGUAGUUCAUUCAGAGCGCCGUGGUCUAUUUCAGAGUUCUCGGUGGUGCUCCCCCUUCCAAGAGGGGAGCGCGAUGAAAAUAUGACCAAAUGUUGAUAAUGUGGUGGCUCCGAUAGCUCCCAGAGCUAUCAGAGAUAGCUAUCAGAACUAUCUCGCUCACUACAGCUCUUAGAGCUACUAUCUUGCUAUUGCACGGCCCCCUUCAAUAUGGGAGCACUACCAAAAUAAGACAAAUUCAGAUAACGUGGCUUCUUCAAUAGCUCUGGGAGCAGCUGAACGUUCAUCCUGGGCAUGCUUUCUCUGGCUGAAAUGAUGAAAGGCUGCUGUAUUGUUGCAAACUGAUUCGGAGCACGGUAAGAACCACUUGGCUAUACCGUUAGUAGAUGCGCUGCUGCUCUUUAAGUGCAGAUGUAAACUGUUGCUUCUGAAUGCCUGUCAUCGGUGCAUUUGCUGUAAUUGCCAGGAGGUGGUGUUUGUGCAUGCCCUCCAGUGCAACGACAUCGGUGCUUGCAAGUUACAUCGCCCUUCCAAUGGGACGACCAGUUUUGGUACCCCUUUUGUCUUGAGGCGUACACCUCGUGUCUCGUCCCGUGUCUCCCCUGUGGUAACACUACGAAGCAUGCCAGCUCUUUUCAACUCUUGAGCAUUUAUGGCCCCUUUCUUGCUGUGAUUGUUUUUUACAUGUCCUCGAUGCAGUUUACCCUUGACUUAUGUGCCGUGGUGACCCUGAACCUUGUGCGCAAUGUGGCAGUGUGUUUUAGCUGGGUGUGAAACCAGCGCUCUAAACAGCCUGGUAGUGCGAAUUAUGUGCGGCACUCAGGACGGUGACUGAAAGUUGCGUUGUUCACAUCUUAAAAGUGCUCGGAUUUGCCGUGUUUUUCAGCCACGUGAUACUCAUUUCUUUUUUCUUCUUUUUUUCUAUGGUUGAGGUAGUGCAUUCUGUAGUUGGUAGGUUACUUGGUGAGGCAUUUAUUAAAGGGCUUUAAUAGAGCUGCAGUGUGCCAACCUAUGAUAAAUUGAUGAUUUGGUUAAUGUGAGAAAGAAGAUACUCUCGUGCCUAAGCACUGAAAGAAAUGAAUGUUUGGCAGUAAUAACAUCUCAUAGCUUUUCUGGCCAUCUGCAGGAAGCCUUACUGCAAGAAAUGGAGCAUCCUUAUUUCAGCAGCCACCUUACCCCCUGGUUCUUUCACUUAGCAGAAAAGUUUGGAAAACAUUUUUGUGAAAGCUGUUGAUGCUUGAUACCUUGCCUAGGUGAUAGGUCUGAGUCGCUCGUUCAGUUUUGUGCUGGAGAGAUGUUAAUAUUUAUGCGAGUGCUUUUCAUUUCCAUGCGUUGCUGUCCAUGCGCUUUGUGUCAGUACACCAUACUGAUUAUUUAUUCAUCAGGCUUUUACCACACUAAGACACUGCUAGGUAGUUUAGUCCAUGUGCAACUUCUGCAGCCACAAAUCAAAAGGUUAUGUUUCGUCGUCAAUGGUAACGAGAGUGUUUUGUUGAGCAACGCAUCGCUGCCUGUCUGUCUUAAGGGGUCAUGGGCAUAUCAUGUUGUUGCGUGUACAUGUGAACGUUUCUAUUGUGAUGACUAAAAUGGGGUGUGCAUAAUGGUUUCUCAGUGUAUUCUUGAGCGAGUACUUUAUGAGAAUCGCUGUGUCGGUGUUGUGUAAUUGCACAUUCUCACCACCAUAAUGAUGGUUGUGUACAUUCUCAAGUGCAUCUUUGGGUAAAGGUAAGACAUAAUUUCCAGUACAGAGAGAUUCCUUUUCAUUGUUGCAUAUUGACGUUGCUGGGAGGUUGUGACAUAAGUGGCCUGAGUGAUUCUGGGAGCAGUACCACAAGCGGGGUAGUCACUUGGGCCAGUUGUUCGAGGUUCACUAUUAAGAACAAUUGAAACAUUGGGAUACAACAAGAAAGACAAAGAGGUAGGAGGCACAUGCGAGUGCUGACUCACAGCUGAUGGCUUUAUUUUCGAACAUAUGACAUGUAACAUAAAGGGUAGGGAUCAUUUGAAAGGCAUAGAUAGUACCAUGAUGCAGUUUUCACAAACGUGUCUGCAGAAGAACACGAGAUUCAAAGUUUAGUUCGAAGUUUGUUUAUUUGCCCAUUGAUUACAUGGUGAGACCCAAGGAAAAAGUUUCCAUUAGGGCAAUCGGACUCGAGAUCUUAAGAAAAACUGUGCUGAAGCCAGAUCUACCUGGAAAGUGUACCCGUUGGGUGCCGGACAAUAAGUUUGCAGAAACAUCGUUGCACUUCUUGCACGAUGCAGAGUUACUGGUUUUUGUUUGAGUUCCUUUUAUUCCCCAUGUGGCCCUUGCGGCAAAUCAUCCUCUCAAAAUAAUAAAAACGAAGCGUCUUGACAAGCCCACUACCAGCCCCUAUUACAUGCAGCAUUCAGCAAUCUAUUCGAGUAACAAUAUAAAAUUGAAGCAAAAAAAAAAGUCUUCGUAAUUAAAAAUCCAGCGAUAUUACAGCGAAGCAUUGUACUGCAAGAAUGAUUACACAUCCCACCAAUAGCUGUCGAAUGUGUCAGUAGUUUGUAAUGUGGAACACCAUGCCCGUGCCUAGCCAGGAGGCGGCACACCAGGCACGUGCAUGCCCCCCCUCCCCACUCUCAUUCACGUGAGUGCCCUCUGCAGAAAAAGAUAUCUUGCUACACCACUACACCACGCUAUGGCACUACCUGUUGGCAAAAAAUGUAGCUGUACAGGCAAUCAAAUUUUCUUGCCGUUAGAAAAAGAAUGUUGUCUUUGUAAGCAUUUUUGUGAAAACUGCAUAAUGCUACUAUCGUCUGCAUCUUUAGAGUUGCAUAUCUUCUUUCUUUUUUUGCGUUUCUUUUGAGUCACCCUGUAUGUUGUAUAUUCAGGGAUCAGCAUCGUGGAGAUCCAACCGCAGGUUUUAGUUGUCUUACAAUUUUCUUUUUCGUUGCGGAACCUGAUGCAAGCACCAGCGCAUAUGUUUAAUGUGUUUGAAGUAUGUAAUAACCUGUAAGUUCUAUAUGGCACUAGUCAAAUAUGUAUGUAGCUUUUAUCAGGAAAGCGUUCAGUUGUGAUUUGGCGGUUGUGUUGGCAACCUCGUUUUGCGCCAACGUUACAGGCAGCCAUGUGGCAACCAGAGGUUAGACUUGACAGCCUGACAGUUCGGCCCUCACUGGCUUCAAAGCUUGCAUAUAGUAACUCUUCCCCUGUAGGUGUGCUGUGCCUGAAAUUAGUGUUGUGAGCAUGGCUUAGCAAAGGCUUUUUCCCAUCAAUACAUCGGAACUGAGCAGAACGACAUUGAAGUUUGUCUCCCUGCUUGCAGUUUCAAGCUUUACUCGGUGCAGUGUCGGCCUGCAGUGAAGCAAAUGACAUGUGUCUGUUCCUUUAUUAGUACUGUUGCCCUGCUGUGUGUCAACCUUUUGGUGCCUCUAAAUCUUUAAAAUGAGCAAAUGAACAGUACAGUUCGCUGUUAAAGAGUACACCUAACCAGUAAAAAAGCCAUUAGUAUGACUGUAACAUUUCUUUUCCUUCAUCAUACAGUAGUGGCUGAUAUAGUAGUAAGUUAGGUGUACAUUUAGUCUUAAGAAAAUUUGUUAGUGGGCAUUAAUGACACGCCUUAGGAAUAAAUAAUGGCAGAAUACUAACCAUGCAUUUUCUUGUACUAGUGUAUGUGACCCUUUGAUUGAAAUCAUGAGACAAAGAGUAAAAUUUUCGACCAGAAUGAAGAGAGGGGGAAGCUUUCACACGCUUUAUCUGGAUUUUGAUUAAGCAAACUUGUGAAAACUCUGUAAUGUGCAGAUGGCCUUUGUCCAUGUGCAACAAGAAGACUUUCCCCAUUUGCUUAGUUUCAGAGAACCAGAGAAAAGUAGUGCCAUUUCAACAUGAGCUGUUCUAGCGUGUUCAGCCGAUCACUAUCAUGGCACUUGUUUUUUUUUUCCUCCAAACAAAAAUAAAGGAAGAAAGCUCUGGCUUCUGUGUGAGUAGUGAGCAUGUUGGCAGAGAUUCUGCGGUCAUAUCUCUGUGGCUUUCAAAACCCUUUAACGUCAAUUGUUUUUGAGGUUUUCGUUCCUUGAAAGGCCCAACAUAUUUUGGCUGUCAGCAUAGCUUCCAGUUUUUUCUCAGCACCUGUAUAAUAUUGUGUGAUGUAUGCGUUUGUAUGAAUCUCUACUGAAGUGAAAUCCUAUUGAUUUUUGUUUCCCAUGAUGAUAUAAGUAUAUUCCUUGGCUGCAUUUACAAAUUACGAAACUACCUACCUACGGAGGUUUACUGCCUUUUGUUGUCAUUGAUGUUUGCAAAUGGCCACUCCUGCAAACUGAGCGCUUGAUGCUCUGACAGUUCUGUGAUCCAUGUAUGGUACUUGCUUAGGGCGGAUACAAGAUGCUAGUUGCAGAUUUGUAUGCUUCUAUCCUGGAAACAUCAAAUCACUCAGUAAUAGAUGAAACAUCUUGAGCUGGGCAUAUUUGUUGACACCAUGAGAUUGGUACGUCUGCUAUCUAAUAUGCUAGCCUUCUGCAGCAUAUUUCGGCAGUGUGAAGCUGCCAUUGAGGUGGGGCAUGCUCGUUGCAUGCAGCUGUUUGCAUUUGAGAGAACUUCAUAUGACGAGCCCGUUUUUCGUGUGAUCUUGCUUUAAAUGAUCUGAAUGAGAUGCACUGUAAUUUUGCAGAUUUGCUUCUGUUUAUGGUUGACAAGCGUAGCGUCCAUAAAAAUGUUACAGCUUUAACCAGCAAUGUUUCAUCCCUUGAAUGUCUGUUAUGAGCCCCUGUUAUGUUUGAGCAACUGCAAGGAGGAAAAGCUUUUGUACGUUGAGCAAGCGAUGACAACAUCGUUUAUUCCGUAGAGUUUCGUAUAAAAAUCGCGUGGUGGAAAUCUUGCGGUAGUGUUUACAGUAGCUACAAAUGUGGCAGUUCAGACAGCAUGGCAAGAAUGUGUCGUGCACACAUGGAUUAGCCUAACUUCAUCCUUUUGUCUUAAAAUGACUUUGCGGCUCUGGAAAUGGGUCGCUUUCAAGGAAACAUUGCAUUAUAGAUGUGACAAUUUGCAAUGGUUGUGCAUGCAUGUAGGAAAUUAUUGCCUUCACAUCUUUUUUUUUUAAACAUGAUGGCUCAAUCGGAAAUUAAGGAAUGUAAAGCAUAACAAACAAAGUCACAAGAACAUGUGAAGCCAUGAGAAUGACGAUCUAUCUACUACAUCCACUGCUAUGCCCACGGUGGCCAAAUUAACAGCACCAGAUUUCAUUCUAACACGUUUAGGGAGAAGCUCUAUGGUUUGUUCCUGUAUGAUGGCGUGUAGAAUUUCUAGUUUAUUGCUUAGGGAGGUUUUUACAUAAGCUGUAAUGGUGCAUUGCCCUGUCAUAUUGUAGGCCACCUACUUGCUGAUAUGCCAUGGUGGUGUUGUGCCCGGUUAGUUUAAACUGGCACUUCUAAUGUGUGGGGCAUCAAAAACAUUUAGUUUCCUCUCUUUGUAUUUGGUUGCGAGCCAAACACUUUAUACAGCAUUUAUACUGCUUUACAGAGGCUUUGCAGCCAUGGAAGAUGCUGCUGUGCACAUUUUUGACAAGGCGUUUAUCCUAAUGCAUUAGCUUCUUUCAGGAGGCUGUCAUUUUGGCAGCGGUGUUGUGUCACCUCACGCAGUCUCUGUUGCAAGUUUCAAAGCCACUUUGUGAGUGUGCAGCAUGUGUCUCCAUAUGCUAAAUAAUUUGACAGAAAUGUCUGUCUGACUGCCGAGCAGCUGUGCUUGUCGGUGUUUAUUGGGUGCGGUGACCAGUGUUGCCUACCGAGCCUGGCAGGCCAACGAAGAUUAUGCCCUAAGGGGUGUCACAUGCUUGUUACAGUUGGGUAAUUUAAAUAGAAAGCUAUAAAGACAUAAGACCUGUCUCCAAGCUGUCUUGUGAGGCUGCUGUUUACUCACCUGAUGCAUGGAAGCUCAGAAGGGCUCUCAGUGUUGAAGCCAACAAUGUACAGCACUGCAAUACACAUAUAUUUGUAAUGUACAUGCUGUAUGCACUGUUUUGUUUCAACGAAGUCUCUUGCUUCUUUUUAAUUAGGGUCCACUUGUGUCCCAUGCUCAGCCUAAUGACAUGUCUGCUCAUGCAUAAGGUGGCUUGGUAGCUUUUGGCAGACUGCCUUUUGCCUGUGCGUUGAUUUGUUGGCUGAGGUCUGUUGUGCACAUGGGUGAUUGCAUUUAUACAUACCUUGUGACAAGCAUUUGGCUCUAUGUGUCAUAUCUGAUGACAGUCCUUGCUGCUUUGCUCUUAUUCUUGUCAUCGGUGCGGUACAGCUGGAGGAAGGUGCCACGUUGAGCUUGAUUUUUGCAUCACAGGACAUGCUGUUUACAUGACACACAAAUGUAUCUCGUGAAUCUUUGCUUAUUGCGCCAGAGCAUCUGUGUGAUCUUAAUAUUUCCCCGUUAUUAUUUCAUCAUUGAUGAUUUGCUGGCACGUGUGGCAUUCUUUCUCCUGCAGACCAACACUGCUGUGGAUCAGACCGGCAUCGAGGAAUAGCGAUGGCAGAUUCCACUGAGAAUCAAGCGCGAAUGGCUAGGAGAACACACUACACUGUGCGCCUGUCAAUUAUUCACUGUCAAGUGUGCUUAAGUAAAUUGUGACCGAGCUCGGUAUGCAUCAAAUACUGCUGCAUAUUCUUUUUCAAGCUUACAUAACUUCAAUCCUGCCCAGCUAAGUCACGCUUCACCAAUUACAGUUGAAGUUCCAGUACACAAUUGAAGGCACCAUCAGCAUACUCAGUUUCACUGAUCUAGUGUUCAUAAAAAAAAAGAGAGAGAAAUUAACUCGGAAAUAACUUCUACAAACUUAUGCUAAAUGCAAUAUAAUAACAUUUAAGAAUAAUGAUUUUGCUUAGUAUAGUGCAGGAAUUUCUAAAUCUAUGCUUGCUGUUGGCCGGGAAGCAGUGACUGCAAUAAUGAAAUUCCGCCUUGCCUUUAUCUAUACAACUAAAUGUAUAACUUUGCUUUGAUAAAAAUUGCCUCCUACAUUGUUUUUGCUAUAUCAGGUGCACCUCUGAACUAUUGUUCUGUGGUCUGGAUGCAUAUGAAUGCUGAUAAGCAUCUGGACAAACACUAUACUGAACCGCGUAGUUGUUUCAAUCACAUUUGAAAGUAUGGACACACAUUCCCUUUGACAUGGAUAAAAAUUACAAGUGAGAUGGGGCUGAAAGUUUACACACAACAACUACUGCAUUCAGGAGGUGUAUGUACUUAAAACGGAGCUGCGUCAGAACUGUUUUGAGGCACCAUGUUUCUCCUGGCUGUAGCCACUUUUGUUUUUCUGUUUUCACUUCACAAAAACUAAACACGUCAGUAUAACCUCAUUCAAUUGCUGUGCCAAUUACAGGUUUUUUGACGAACAAAAAACAAAGAGCAGUGCACAUUCAACUUUCAGGCUAUCUGUUUUCUUUGCCUCUGUUUCUUUGCUGUAGGAGUAAAGACACUCUGUCCAUUAGGCAGCACAAGUUUGUUUUUGUGUCCAGUGAUAACAGGAUGGACAGAUCAGAAAGCACAACUAUUUGAUUCUGAAUGCAGUACUCUCUGCAUACAGAGCAUUGCUCCUUUUGCUGGACUGUCAUUCAAGAGUGCUUAAAAUGGUUGCACAUACAAAAUUCAAGUUGUGUGCAGCAAGAUGUGAUCAUUCUCAAUCCGCUCCCUUGCUCCUGUUCCUUUGUGUGUGUGUUAAUAUGAAGGACUUACACAAGGGUAAAUGCCUCAACGUUGACGUUAUGUUGAUUCCCACUGUUGUAGAUCACAUGUACUUCUAUUUUUAGCAUGUUAUGUCCAAUGCCCUAUUGUCACUUAUGGUAUGAUGGCCCGAUGGUCUACUGCCUUGUCAAUGUGAAAUUGCAAUCGUUUUGGGCCAGUGAAACAUGCAAAUCAUAGCGCAGCCAUUCCCUAUACUAUUUCUCCAGCUAAUUUGUACAGAAAAUUCUGGAAGGAACACAGGAGUUGCAACUAUAAGAUUCAUAGUGUCAGUGUUUAUAAGUGUAUUUCAGUCAAACGAGAGCAUACCUAAUUGUGACCUUUUAUGCCUUUUCAAGUUGUUUUGUUGUCUAGUCACCUCCUGUACAAAAGUUUUUUUUUUUUUUUACAUAACACAGUCUUUAAAACAAAGACCCGUUCAAUUGUCUCGGUAAUACUAAAUAUUUGACAAAACCGUGGCAUUCAAUAUUUUGGUUUUACUAUGCUGAGCAUAUUUUUUAUCUAGAACGCUUCAGACUAUCCAGUCGUUUCACUUGGACAUGAAGACUGGUUAAAUAUUAUGGCAUAAUAACAUUUUUGGACACCCUUUGGCUUCAAGCACUUCAUAGAAGCACAGUGAUAUAAGGCGUCAUUAUUGUAAUCGAAGUGCUUUACGUCAUAAGAGGCACUCAUAAGUUUUCAGUAUGAGAAUCUCAUCUAGCAUUAAAUUGUUGUAAGGCUUUUGUGCUAAAGAAGAAUGUUGCCGAGGUUAUUGAUAAUUCUCUUGUAGCAGCUGUCUAUCAUCAAAAGACGUUUGCCAUUUUGUACAUGUAACUUUUGCCCGCCUAAGCCACAUGCAUAUUUUGUUAUGUGCCGCUACACUUUAGUAUUUUGUUUUAAAAUCACCUCUGUGUUGUUGUGCAUUCAGUGCAUUGAUUAUUCAUGAGAUAUUAUACAUUGCAAAUACAUUGUCUAGGUUUAUGAGAUAACCUUUAGUUGAAACUAGAGAGGUCCCAGUUGCUGGUUCUGUGAAAUGUAUGGGCACUAGUUGGAGAGCUCUUUUGCUCUCAUUUUAUUACGAUGCAUGUUGCUUCACAAUGUGCUAUGUCGUACUUGUUUGAAACUUUGGGCCAGAGCUGGAAAGAUGUAUAAUGGAUGAGGUAUUAUUUCUGUAGACUGCCAUUUUCUCGAGUUGCACUUGGGUGCCUGUGUGAAUUUCCAAAUUACUAUUUAGGAUAUAUGUCAGCCUUCUUACACAUUCAUGUUCAGCAUCCGGUUAAAUAUUUCAGUUUUGCACUGUUCUUUAAAAUGGCACUCGCAUAUUUUAUAGAGACUAGUUUGUGGGCAAGCUUUGCAUAUAGUGUGCGUGUCUUUGCGUACAUGCAUACUCUCUGUAUUAGACGAGUUACUAUUUUUCUCAUGUUGAUUUUUUCUUUUUUUCCUGUUUUUAUUUCUGGGUAUUGCAUUCCUUUUUAAUCAAAUACCUUUAUAGAGGGCAAGAUUUUGAGAAAUGUGCAUUUUUAAAAUAUGUGUAAUCUAGUCCACAAUGAUGUGAUGAAGAGCUUCUAUUCAUGGAAGGCAUUGCAGGGGCCACUUGAUGCUUUGACUUAGCCACUGUGUAAGAAUAGACAGGUGUCUCAACUGCGUCAGCUGUCUCCAAGGUGUGCUGACUGAGACUGUGCUCACGUUUCCUUUAUCCGCCAGCAGGGGUGCUGCACUGUUGAGGGCAUCAUUUUCCGUCGUCUGCUAGCAGUGUGAUGCCCGUCGCUCACAUAUUUUGCUGCAGAAUGCCCUAAUAACGAACGAUGUUACUUCUCCUGUGGCUCUACUAGCUCUUGCCCAUUCUUUAUUUAUUGGUGCUCACGAUGUGAAGAAAAAUUGAAUAAAUAGCUAGGAACUGCUUACUGAACCACCCGUUUAGUCUUGAUUUACAGUGUAGUCAUCCAGGAUUGCACAGUCUUGGGGAAUUUCAGCAAUUUUUCUGCCUUCGCGUGUCGAGAUGUGCAGGCAUUUUGUGUGAAGUGAAAAUUCCUGCACCGUUGCCCCAAUUGUGCAUCAGCGUACAGGCAGUGAUAGAGAUGUAUUGUGCGGUCCAUGCCGUGCGCACAUUUCUGUUUGGAUGUACAAGAACCUUCAAAAUUGCUCACUUGUGAGUGCAAAGCAGUAUUUUGUUCCUCUCUCUACACACUGUUCUCAUCAUAAACAAUUGCUGUAGCAUUAUUCUAGCUGUCGUGUGCAUUGUGCAUAUAUUAACAUCUGCUGCGUUGGGAAAUGUCUGUGCAGUUGCGUACGUGUGUUUUCUUUCUUUUUGCCCCAGCGUGCAAUGUUAGCAUUCAGACAAGGUGGACACUACUUGGUGUAAAGCAAACUUGAAUGGAGUAACUUGUAAUUUACCCUACUUUAGAAUAGCUAAUAUUAUAAGCAGCUUAAUUGCACAGUCGGCAUGCAUGCUAACCUCGCACAAAUUGCUGCACCUGGCCUGGCAAGCCACAGUCCCCCGCCUUCGGCGCACAACUUGAAAAAUGGAACAGUUGCUCUUUUAUUCCUCCAGCGCAUGCGUUCUGGACACUCUGUGCUGUUAAUAAUUUGAUAAUGUAUCUGAUGGGGCAACUCUAAAGGCAGCAGGUGCUCUCGCUUCAACAUGGCAAACAGUUUUCUGGAACAACAAAAGGCAUAAGCACAAGCUACAUAACAUUGAGUUCAAUUGGGAGAGCCAACUACUUGUUGUGAUCAUGAAUAACUUAAAAAAUUGCCUUCCUGUGCAUUGUGCUGUACCAGAAAAUUCUGAAACCAGGACCUAGUACCCCCAGGAAUUCUUUAAUUGUGGCUUCACAGCAAUCAUUCAAGCAAAAAAAGUAACACUCACAUUCAAGAUGAAGAGCACUUAAUACUGUGGUUGUUUAAAUGCACUAUUUUUGUUCUGUCGGAGCUCCUUCGCAUUUUUGUACAUGAUCAUGGCAAUCACGCUGUAGAAUUCCAUACUUUCAUGCUGGAGAAUAAUUCCCCCUGUGCUUCUGCGCCCCUGCCAAGACAGACAAAAACUACGAACAAGGAACAAACCGAUUCGCAAGCGUUGUUGAGACAGCUGUCUGUUCUUAUACGGUGGACUUAGCUGAGCCAAGGUAUGCUUGCAAGUAUGAAUGGGGUAGACUUAGUGCAUGGGGAAGGAAGGCUCGGAUGACUCUACACAAUUAAAGUGUCGAUAAGAAGGAAAGUUUAUAAGAUGUAUAAUGCUAGUUAAUGACUGCGGAUCCUUGAUGCCUCUUGUGGAUAUGUGGGCAGGACAGGGUCCUUUGCUUUCCAAUACUCUGUUUUGUACACAGUAGGCAGUGCUGUGAAGGUUAGAGCUAGAGUGAAUUUCCAACCAAAAAUUUCUACACCACAUAUAAAAACAAAUGUAUUAGUGUACAAUGAAGUUUAACAGUGAAUCCGUAUGCUAUAAUCAUGUUUACAAAGAAAUUGGUACAUAGAAAACAAUGCCCAUCUGAAUGUACUCAGGAACAGAUGGAGUUUCACGUUAGUAUGGCUGCACAGCUUGCACAACUUCCAUUGUCAGAUGCAGGUGCUUGUGAGCAGUACACAGUACAUCAUGUACUGGAAACACAAAAAUGCACAAACAAUGUAUGACCUGAUGGAUCAUUAGCUGCAGGAGUUAAAUACUAUGUGGAGGUAUCUGUGACAGGUGCCGCAUAUCAAAAAUACUCGUCAUGCAUUGAGAUCAAAGAUAUGCGAGCUUCUGUAGCUUCUGCAGGGCAUUGCCUGCUAGGUAUUUAACAGAGUGUAACCGAACUAGCAUUGGACAAUUGAGCCACAGUGGUUGCUAGGAGAUGUAGGGCAACUGCUGAAAGUGCUUCUUUGCACACACUGUGCUCUUACUGAUGUAUUUCCUUACACUGUCUGGCUGCAUCAACUGUGUGGUGGGCUUGACAGAAUCAAUUUCACUCUCGUGCGCUUCUGCUUCCAUGUUUGCUUUCCCUGAAUGCACCGGUUGGUGCUGUAGCAUAGAGGUGCAUUUCAUUGUUUGAUGUUGUACAAGCGUCGGCCUACCAUCCGUAGCUUCCCAACGUGUUCACAGAUUAGUUGGCUUGCUAAGAACACUUGCUUGUGUCUGCCUUCUUUUGUGUUGUGCUCUGAAGUGCACAAACCCAGGUGAACGCUAAUGCCUUAAAACUCGAUGCCCCGAUGGCUGUUCAACUCCACAGCCUUUUCUUCCAGUGCCUGCAUGGACGAACGCAUUCCCGCAAAUCCCAAAUAGAGCACAUAUCUAAGUAAUCGAAUGAUGUUAUUUAAGCCAUUGUUGUUUCAUGUUCUGGUGUGGUUAUAUGAAUCUCUCGUUCUCGCAAUAGCCGCUUAUUUCUAUUUCGAGAUAAAUAAAAGUUAUUUUGAGUGGA
Messenger RNA from Dermacentor andersoni, 15471 nucleotides. RefSeq names its product tumor protein p63-regulated gene 1-like protein. The record is from RefSeq and is a predicted model, not a curated record. Gene Ontology annotation, cellular component: cytoplasm. NCBI's taxonomy places the organism in Eukaryota, Metazoa, Arthropoda, Arachnida, Ixodida, Ixodidae.